Cataglyphis hispanica is the source of this 2364-nucleotide messenger RNA. RefSeq names its product abl interactor 2 (gene Abi). Gene Ontology annotation, molecular function: SH3 domain binding. NCBI's taxonomy places the organism in Eukaryota, Metazoa, Arthropoda, Insecta, Hymenoptera, Formicidae. The record is from RefSeq and is a predicted model, not a curated record. The transcript has 5 exons. The coding region runs from base 203 to 1567 and encodes 454 amino acids.
AUAAUCGCGUGAAGAGAGUACAUGUACUGUAUACAUUAAUCUAUCCCUGAACCACCUCUAGCAGUGUCCAUCUUGUUUUCCGUAUCCCUUUAGACGCCGCCCCUGUCAUAAUCUAAUUUUUCGCUUCAACUCCUUUCGUGGAGAAGAGAAAGGGUCAGGUUCCUAUUGUGUAUCAUCAGGAGUUGGCAGUGAUUCUGAAGUCAUGGCUGAAUUGGCUGCACUUCUGCGACAUGAAAUUCCUGAGGGAAGAAAUAAUCUGGCUGACAGCCAUACGAAUUUGGAGAGAGUAGCAGAAUAUUGCGAGGCAAACUACUUCCAAGCGGAAAACAAGAGAAUUGCACUGGAGGAAACUAAAAAUUAUACCACACAGUCUUUAGCCAGUGUUGCAUAUCAAAUAAAUACUCUGGCUUACAAUUUUCUUCAACUGUUGGACUUGCAGACGUCACAGCUUGCUGAAAUGGAAAGUCAGAUGAAUCAUAUUGCUCAGACAGUCAUGAUCCAUAAGGAAAAGGUUGCCAGGAGGGAAAUUGGUGUUUUGACGGCGAACAAGAUGACGACUCGUCAGUACAAAAUUAUUGCUCCCGCGAAUCCUGAAAAACCAAUUAAAUAUGUCAGAAAGAGCAUUGAUUACACAAUCUUAGAUGACAUUGGACAUGGUGUACGUAGCUGCGGUACACCACGAAGCAAACAGAGAGGUGGUAGUCAAGGCAGUGUUCAAAGUUUAGGUGCUGCUUCUACAGGUUCAGGCUUAGGUGCUGCUAUGGUAGGACCUGCCCCUACCACUAAACCACCUACGCCACCUCAGACAGUGAGAACUGGAACGUUGAGUAAAGGAUCGCGCGAGUAUAGGACCCCACCAGCUGUAGCUCCACCACAAGUACCUAGUCACUAUGCGCCCAACUAUCCGCUUGGCCAUCCUAGGCGAGAUCGUGGUCCAGGAUACAGCACUCUACCAUUGCAUGCUCACAAUACGUCCCAUGCGAGCCACAACGCCAAUCAUAACGCGCACACUAAUACCAUCAAUCAACAUACUGUGCCACAAGUGGGAACGGUACAUCCUCUACAGAGUCAUCCGCAGACGCCACCACCAGCACCACCUAGUGUUACCGCGGGCUAUGCGCAGGAGCAACAUAACAGUAUGCCUCCUCCACCCUCGCCCUUGGUCGGAUUAAGCGGCGACAUGACAGAAUAUACUGGACAUCAUACUCUACCACACAGAUUAUCGCAUCAGAUUAGUCGUAGCAGCGGCGCGAAUAGUCCGCCCUUGCCGCCGCCUCCACCACCGGAACAGGAUGAACAUCCACAAUUCGGCAGACCAACUCCAUCCUCUGGUGCUAUAAUGCCGAUCGUGCCGGAUGAGGAAGAUUUGCCGGGAUGGGUGCCAAAAAAUUAUAUUGAGAAAGUGGUGGCCAUUUAUGAUUAUUAUGCGGAUAAAGAAGACGAGUUAAGUUUUCAAGAGAGUUCUGUGAUUUACGUGCUCAAGAAGAAUGAUGAUGGAUGGUGGGAGGGGGUGAUGGACGGAAUAACAGGAUUAUUUCCGGGCAAUUAUGUCGAACCAUGCGUAUAACUACAUGCAAUAAUUGGAUAUAUCAAAAUAACUAUCGAAAGACUGCAAUUUUUAGACAUUUAUCAUACAUGUACAUGUUAUUCAUUGCAUUUAUAUUAAUUAUCAAUAUUGCGAUAAUGUAAACGAAAGUUACUCAUCUCAUUUUUCCAUAUUAACAAAUCAUUCUAUUGAUUUGCAUUUAUAAGUAUAUGGGAGACAAUCUUUCAAAGCUCAUUGAAAUGUUAAAAAUAUGAUUUUUGUUGUAUUUUUUAUACGCAUUAUUUUAUAAUUUAUUGACAAAUGUACAAAAAGAAUUCAAAUUAUUUAAAUAUCAAUGUUCUAUACAAGUGAUACUGCAUUUGAACGCGUCAAUCAAUAAUCUGCAUACGAUGCAGUAGUCUGUGCAAAAAGAGAGAAUCCAAAGCAUAAAGCUUCCUUUAUAGAUUUUACGUCAUUUCUAUAGCUUAUUCACAUCCUCUCGAUUCUUGCCACGGCUACAAUCGUGCGAAAUGCCAAGUGCUAGUUGAUCAUCACAAUGUAAUAUGUAGGAUAAAGAAGAAAUGAUGAUAAAGCGUUUGAUUGUCAACAAAAGUAAUUUAGUCAAGAGUUUUGAAUCAAAUACUAAGAAAUUAAAUUUUUAUAUUAACGUAAAAAAAAUGUAUUUUUCUGCAUUUUUGGUAUUUCUUCGCGGGAAUAGAUAUUGAAUUAUAUAGUAGUGGUAUUAUAUUCUAUUAAAUAUGUAUCUCUCCUCCUUAUAUAUGUGUAUAUAUAUCUAUGUAUAAGAGAUUGUAUGUUGCAAUAGAGAUCUUUUACCUGUA